AUGAGUGUCUUGCCCUGGCCCGCGCUCUCUCCGAGCUCCUCCAAGAGCUUUCGUAGCAGCAGCCACCCGGUGCUUCAGCACCUUGUCGCCCUCGGCUUGACGACUGUGUUUGCUACUAUCACAGGUCGACCGUCUGCUACGAGCCAUUGCUUCUUUGGGCGACACCUCGACGUCGGCGAGAUGUACACCACCGCCUGCAGCGAACCGAGUGGACUUCACGUCUUCCUCGCCGUUCCGCUCAUCUACCUCAUAUUCUUCUUCGUCGCUCGUUGGGUCGGCACACCGUCCCGAGCGCCUACGCCCUAUCAAUCACUGCCCCGCGACGCCUUCCAUGAAACCAAGCCCAUCAUCGUUUGCGAGCCUGCCCCACCCCCCAAACGUGUCGCAUCCCAGCCGGCCGCACAGGAGAACCGCACGGGAGCCGCAGAAGGCGAGAAGCCAUACCGCCUGGCAACAGGGUCUCCCAGCUCCAGCCCUCCGCAUUCACCCACAAGCAGAACGCCGUGCAGAUGCGCCGUGUGCAGAGUACGGAUGCAGUCAGGCGUCCGUGGUUCCUGGCAUACCGUGCGGCCGCCAUCUCCCAGGGAGACGCUUAGACCGGGAAGGGAACGGUUUGUGGCCUGA
Peniophora sp. CBMAI 1063 is the source of this 624-nucleotide messenger RNA. Lineage: Eukaryota; Fungi; Basidiomycota; Agaricomycetes; Russulales; Peniophoraceae. The record is from the annotation of a GenBank genome assembly.